Molecule: messenger RNA, 1509 nt
Organism: Talaromyces marneffei
Lineage: Eukaryota; Fungi; Ascomycota; Eurotiomycetes; Eurotiales; Trichocomaceae
Exons: 4
Coding region: 1-1509 (502 amino acids)
Source: RefSeq, a predicted model, not a curated record
AUGUCAACCUCGUCAGAACGGGAGCUCUUGGCUAAUGUUGGACAAAUGGCUAUACUUGACUCGAUCGACUCCGACAUGAAAGAAACAGCCGUGGAAAGCAGCGAAGGACUCGCCAACAGUAACGGACCUCAAAUUCCACUCUUUCGACAAGACGGUCUGCCAAAUAAUGAAUUCGCACAUCCAGAUACGCCUAGAAGAAUAUCGGAGGAAAUCCAAAUUUUAAUCAGAGAGCAACAAAAAGUCUCCGGGAUGCGAGUCCAACUAUCCGAAAUGCGCUCCGAUCUCGAUAAGAGAAGAACCGCUCAAAUAUUCCAGUGGUCAGACAGUUUGCAAGGGAUAAAAUCGAUGCUGAGCAGUGUGCCAUUAGAACACACGAAUACGGAUGCUAUAAGAGUACAGCUACGCUCUCUUGAAACUAUCAAUCAGUAUUCCGACGACUACUUGCUGCGCGAAAACGAGUACCAGAGCUUUCAGCGUCAUCUAGAGGAGGAAGAAAACUCAUUACAGCAAAGACAAUCACAUGUGGCAGAAUUAUUGCAAAGCUUUUCCCUGAGAAGCCUUGCUGCUGAGCCACAUUUCAAGUUCAGUAGAAGCGGCUCCUAUCAACAAGCUCAGGAUAUGUGGGCAAUGACCGAAGACGAUUCGGAUACUGUAGGGGAGAUCCGGAUGUAUCAGGAACGGUUAGGCGAGCUUUCGCUUGAGUAUGCUGAGACAACCGGACGAGAAGCUUCAUUUGCGCUAGUAAACAUGUCCCUUGACGAGGGAUCCCAAUAUUUCCUGGACAACUACGAGUCACAACGUCUUGAAUUGGAGCAAAUGAUUUCAGAAAAGAUGGAUGCAGCGGCAUCAAUACGAGAACAGUGCGAGAAAGAAGGCCUACUUCUCGCCGAAAAUGUGCAAGAGCGAGUCGAAACAGAAUUAGAUAUGGAUAUCAGAGAAUCUCUUCCCCGGGAAAGAGACCUAUUAUGGCUCUCCGAGCUAGAUGAAAAUAACACUUUCUUCGAGCCGGCGGACUCCAAGGGUUUUAGCAUGUAUUAUUUCAUCAACAGGUGGAUAUUGCACCAGUUGAGACAUUCGACUUCCCAAAUUCUUCGAUACAAGUCGAAUCCACGUCUUCAAGAUCUGAAAAUGGAUGGAGAUGAUCUGAGCGAAUGGGCGAUGGAACUUUGGUUUCAGGAUGACGGGAGGUCGAAAAUGGUCUCCCUUUUACACACGCCAAUGGGCAGUAGGUUCGGACAUGUGACAUCUAGAAGACCAGAGGAUGAAAGUGCUAGUCACCCUUGUUUGUUUCAUCUCCCCAUCCCAAUACUAUCCCCCAACUGGUGUUUGCCAGCUAGCCCUCAGCUAGCAGCAGCCGUCAUCACAUCGCAUCACAUCAACAUCAACAUUCCCAGCCCACUCUGGUAUUUAGCUAACCUGUUAGCAAACUGGAGGGGGCAUCGACAUCUCUCAAAAAGGGUAACAGGUGAGAAGAAGAAGAAGAAGAAGAAGAAGAAGAAAAGAGAAUAA